This is a messenger RNA of Austrofundulus limnaeus, 333 nucleotides long. RefSeq names its product sodium/potassium-transporting ATPase subunit beta-233. Gene Ontology annotation, cellular component: sodium:potassium-exchanging ATPase complex. The transcript has a single exon. The record is from RefSeq and is a predicted model, not a curated record. NCBI's taxonomy places the organism in Eukaryota, Metazoa, Chordata, Actinopteri, Cyprinodontiformes, Rivulidae. The annotation marks the transcript as partial. Gene Ontology annotation, biological process: potassium ion import across plasma membrane; intracellular sodium ion homeostasis; intracellular potassium ion homeostasis. Gene Ontology annotation, molecular function: ATPase activator activity.
UUUUUGUUCUUUGCCUGCUUUUAUUCUGACCCUGCUGUGAUUCUAAUUCUGCUUCCACCUCUGCAGAAAGAGGAGGACGCUGAUAAGAUCGGGGAAAUAAAGUACUACGGUAUCGGAGGUGGCUUCCCCCUGCAGUACUACCCGUACUACGGGAAGCGCCUGCACCCCCACUACCUGCAGCCCCUGGUGGCGCUGCAGUUCACCAACCUGACCCGGAACACGGAGCUGCGGGUCGAGUGUAAGGUGUACGGACAGAACAUCGACUACAACGAAAAGGACCGCUACCAGGGACGCUUCGACAUCAAGUUCAACAUCCAGGACUCGUGACCGCCA